CAAGUUAUGUUUAGUUGCUGGAACAGAACUUACUAUAUCGAUAUAUCGAAACUUUGUAUAAUCGUGAUACAUCGAAAUGCGAUUAAUUUACGGUGGAUGAUUUUUCCAUUCGAUAUAUUCACAGGCGAGAUAUCGAUAUGAUCGUGAACCUGCAUUAGUGUUUCAUGAUAUCAGUUGGUGUAACAUUGAUUGCAGCAUCAUUAUGCUUUAUAAUUUCAUAUGUAAUUCAUAGUUUCUUAAAUAAAAUUGCAAUGAUCACGUUAUCGUGAUACUUUCCGAAAUCCAGAUUGUAUACUGACGUAAACUAAUAAACGGACUAACGAUGUAUGUAUUGCGAUGUAUGGUAACAAAACAGUUCGGUACGAAUUACAUUCGAAAUGGAAGUAGGUCAGCUUCUUCUUUCGGACAAUACGAAAAAUAUGGAAGAUUUUACGAAUAUCGCAGUAGAAUAGCAUUUUGGUUAAAAGAACAGAGCGGUCUGGUAGCCGAAGCUUGUGCCAGACAGUUUGAAUUUAUUGCUGCUCAACGUAUCAGAAGGACUUUGCAAUUAUUCCAUUUGUAUACACGAAUAUGGGAUGAAAUAGCGCUUAAAGAGUUUAUGAAAACUUGGAAACGUAGUACCUUGAUAAAUGCUAAGCAUUUUUUAUGGAGCAGCAUUGGUAUAACAACAUACAAUUGGGAUCGUGAAAGAAUAAGCGAAGAAGAAUUGAAAAGCUAUAAACAAGAGAUUAAAGUAAUCGACAAGUUGAAAGAGUCUACGGUCAUGUGCGCAAAAUGUCAUCAAAGGAUCAUAAUAGACACUCAGCAACCUGGCAUUAAUUAUUGUACUUGUUAUAGUGACAAAUUUAAUGCCACUGUCAAUCAAGAUCCAGAUGGAUGGAGACCGUACAUAGAACGGCAAGAUAUGCUAAUUUGGAGGAGAGAAGAACCAAAUUCCGGUGGUCUGUUUGCAUAUAAAGUGUAUGGUUCGUUCUCUGACGUUACCGCUGAAGACUUUUUGCAAACUCAAAUAGAUCUUGAUUAUCGAACAAAAUGGGAUCCAACCGCUCGAGAAAUCCGAGUCAUAGAUACCGAUCCGAAAUCACCAAAAACAAUCGAUAAUGGUGCCGAUAUUAUAUAUUGGGAAACAAUAUGGCCGAGAUUAUUUACUAAUAGGGACUACGUAUUUCAACGACGAUGGCUUGUGGAUAAAGAAAAGCGAUUAAUCGUAAUUAUAAGCAGAGUAACGGAACAUCCUAGUGCGCCCACGAAACCAGGAACAUACAGGGUCACAACAUAUUGGUCGUACAUGGUGAUAAAGUCUUAUACAGAACUUCAUCAGCCAGGCAUUGAAUUUGGAUUGACCUACUUUGACGAUUCUGGUGUAAAUAUUCCCUCUGCGAUUACUGCGUGGGUCGCAAUGUCAGGAUUACCAGACUUUCUAAUUCGUAUGAGACAAGCAUCGAAAAAUUAUCAAAGUUAUAAACGUACAAAAGAGGAUACAGAUAUUUCUAAUACCGACUAUGUUUCCUCGGGCGAUGAGAUUGUAUACGAACAUAACGUGGAAAACAGUAAGACGCAAAGAGAUAAAGAAAAUGAAACACCGAAGAAAAAUGACGAGAAGAAAUGUGAUUUUGUUGAUGAAGUUAAAACCUUAACAUUGACAGAAACGCAAGAAAGUGAUCCAAGUGACGAAGAUACAGAAAAUACGGAAAACUCGACCAACGAAGGCAGGGGUUUAUUACGUUAUUUCUUCCUUAUAAAAUAAUUUGUUUGACCAAUAAUUGCAAUAUAUUUGAAAUAAUGAAAUUGGUUUUGGCCAAUAGAAAGACUUUAACGUGACGCCGUGCAAGCGGAAUGGUAGUGUAACAACCGCGAUCUCGACACAAUACAGAUUCGAAUGAAUAAUACAUUGGAUCACCGACGUUAUUACAACGAUGAUAUUGUACAUUUUCGAUCAGGAUCAGAAGGAAAAAUUUCUAAAAAUACCACAUUGUAACUAUUUGUUUCUGUAGUAUUUUGUACUUUGUAACAAAUAUGGCUCUUGUUAUAUUCAUAAUUAAUUUCGCUCAUACUCUUCGUUGCAUGAUAGUAGAGAACAAAUGGGGGAAAAAGGGGCUAAAGUUGGAAAAGGUCCAGAGGUAAACACAGAAUUUCUACAUCUUUUUCUAUGUUUACAUAAUACAUUACACAAUUAGAAUGCUGUGUUGUAUCUAUGUACA
This is a messenger RNA of Eufriesea mexicana, 2201 nucleotides long. Its product is annotated as stAR-related lipid transfer protein 7, mitochondrial. Gene Ontology annotation, molecular function: lipid binding. Lineage: Eukaryota; Metazoa; Arthropoda; Insecta; Hymenoptera; Apidae. The coding region runs from base 323 to 1747 and encodes 474 amino acids. The record is from RefSeq and is a predicted model, not a curated record. The transcript is spliced from 8 exons.